This is a messenger RNA of Tuber aestivum (summer truffle), 2294 nucleotides long. Lineage: Eukaryota; Fungi; Ascomycota; Pezizomycetes; Pezizales; Tuberaceae. The record is from the annotation of a GenBank genome assembly.
AUGGCUGGCACAGCAGAGGUCUACGAAUGCCCGUGGUGCCGAUUCAAGUCAGGUGCGGAAUACACCAUACUCAUGCAUAUCGAGGCAAUACACACGGACGAUUCACCAUUUAUGAUAAAGGACGAGCACGGCAAUAGGGAUAUAAGCAGUGAGGAUCUAGUCGGCAUAGACUUUGAUAUUCCCCUGGAAGACGAUGCGGAGACUAUGUACAUCCUCUGCACGGAGGACGGAUGCGAGGAGAAUGUUCUUCUGAUGGACCUGCAGACACACUUGGACUUUCACGCCGCCGAGCAAAUUUCCAUGGAAGACGUACGCAGUCAGACACCCGUGUCCGGGGAUGACAGCGGAAGUCAGGAUAUGGUUUUGUCGGAGAAGGGCAAGAGUAGGUAUGGGCACGGGCGCUCGGAGGGCGGUACCGAGGGGGGCAGGAGGGAGAGGAGGGAGAACAAGACGUUGAUUGCUUCGAGGGAGAGGGAUAAGAACGGUUAUAAGCUUUCUUUGGCUCAGAACCAGGGCUCUUCCUCCUCGUUGAUACCCUCGAAAACAUCGAACCAUGUGAAGUCACCUAAGAGGUCUCAUAAGUUGGUGUUUGGUCUACCGGUUAAGGACCCGUGGAGGCAGAGGGAGAAGGAGAAGGAGAGGGAGAGGGAGAGGGACAGGGAGUUGGAAAGGGAGAGGGACAGGGAGAGGACUAGGGAAUUUCGGAGGCCGGGGGAGAGAAGCAUGGUCAGGCCUGUUGAUAGGCAAAAUCUGCCUGGGCAGCAAACGGUAUCCUCUAAUCAUAUUCUUACUCCAGUCAAGCGGUUAGGAGUAAGUGAUGGGGCCUUUGGAUUUCCUAUGUGGUCUGUGAUGAGGGGAGUAUAACUAACUGUUCUGGUGAAAAAAAAUAUAUAGAAGAGUGAUCUGGGGCCCUACGCUCACGAGGAGCAAAUGCCGCCUUGGCUCCGCAAGGAACUCGAGCAGGGUGGUAAACUGACCAAGGAAACUAGAUUGGAUUCUACUAGUGGGCAUUUGAUUAAGUUUGUCACGGUGUCCAAUGAGACUCCCGAUCUCAUUCCUGUGAUUGCCCUCCUCUGUGAACAUGAUCCUCAUGUUGCGAGGGCGUGGGUUUGCCAUGCGGGCACCAAACAUGUUGGAAAACAGAUUAGGGGUGAGGGUGGCUUCUGUGGGUACAGAAAUAUUCAAAUGAUCGUUAGCUACAUUCAGAAUGCAUACCCCAGGGGGUCUCAUCCGUUUGAGGGUAGAAUCCCGACUAUCCUGAGGCUUCAGGACUGGAUUGAAGAGGGAUGGGAUAAGGGAAUAAAUCCCAGCGCUAGAUUGGAGACUGGGGGUAUCAAGGGGACUAGGAAGUAUAUUGGGACUUCAGAGGUACCGCCACCUGCGUUUGGUGUGAGGCGUCAACUAACAAGCCGGGAACACAGGCUCAAACAAUGUUUGUCAACCUUAAUAUCCCCUGUCGUCCCCAUAGCUUCACCAGAUCUGAAGGCCUCAAGACCCAGGAAAAACUCCUUGACUGGGUCGAAAACUACUUCUCUGAUGGCGGCAUCCUCCCCGAUGCCGCCCCAGUGAAAGUUUACCGCACCCAGAAACCCCCAAUAUACUUUCAACACAGUGGCCACUCCAUGACAAUAGUCGGGUGCGAGACCAAUAAGGACGGUUCCAAAAACCUCCUAGUCUUUGACCCCUUCUUCACACCCUCCGCGCCUAUGAAGAGCCUUGUCGGCGCGCGUUCCCUAAGCCAUAGAAUGGACCCGGAACUACUCCUUAGAGCUUACAGACGUAGGAUGAACUACUUGCAAAAGUACAAGGAGUUUGAAGUUAUAACGUUCGUGCCUCCUAUCGCGAGUCAUUAUAAUCAGAGCAGUGUGGGGGAGGAAAGCGGAGGGGGGAUGUAUUAUUAUUUUCAAUAGCUAACAAUGCGUAGCUUGGACGGUUGUGUCCUACCCACCUCCGUACCCGUCCGCCUACCUGUCUCCUAGAUUGAAGGGUGCCUUUUUUUUUCCCCUUCGAGGGUAGGGUAUACAGUAGAUAAUCUAUUUCCUUGUCUUUCUUUCCUUUUUACCUUCCUGCGAUCAGGUUUACUUUUAUUUGGGGUGUUUUGUCCUUGUCUCCGAGCUGCUGGCGAGGUAUUAUAUAUAUCAUACCCGGGAGUUAGUUUUUUUUGUCUGGUUGGCUUUCGCCUUUUCUCCCACUGCUACUACUACUGUUUCCCUUUGCUCUGUGACUAUCUGGGCGGCAGUUUGGUGUAUUCUAGAUGGACGAGGUGAGCAUAAUAAAUUACGGAUACCCUGCUA